Messenger RNA from Catharus ustulatus (Swainson's thrush), 1065 nucleotides. Its product is annotated as ephrin type-B receptor 3-like. The transcript has 6 exons. Gene Ontology annotation, biological process: axon guidance; central nervous system projection neuron axonogenesis; protein phosphorylation. Gene Ontology annotation, cellular component: neuron projection. The annotation marks the transcript as partial. Gene Ontology annotation, molecular function: transmembrane-ephrin receptor activity; ATP binding. The record is from RefSeq and is a predicted model, not a curated record. Lineage: Eukaryota; Metazoa; Chordata; Aves; Passeriformes; Turdidae.
UGGGUCUCCCGCAGGCGGGGGCGGCUCCGGGCGGAGAGAAAACGGCAGCGCCAGAGCCCCGGUGGGAAGCUCUACAUCGACCCCCUGACGUACGAGGACCCCGAGGUGGCGCUGAGGGACUUCACGCAGGAGAUCGACGUCACCUGCGUCACCAUCGAGGAGGUGAUCGGCGCAGGUGAGUUCGGCGAGGUGUGGCGCGGGCGCCUGUCCCUGCCGGGCCAGCCCGAGGCCGAGGUGGCGGUGAAGACGCUCAAGGGCGGCGCGGGCGAGCGGCAGCGCCGGGAGUUCCUGCGCGAGGCCGCGCGCAUGGGGCAGUUCCGGCACCCCAACGUGGUGCGGCUGCGCGGCGUCGUCGGUGGCGCCAUGAUCGUCACCGAGUUCCUGCUGCACGGCGCCCUCGACGCCUUCCUCAGGGGCCGCGAGGGCACCCUGUCCCCCCUCCAACUCGUGUCCAUGCUGCGCGGGAUCGCGGCCGGGAUGCGCUACCUGGCCGAGGCCGGGUUCGUUCACCGCGACCUCGCCGCGAGGAACAUCCUGGUGGACGCGCACCUGGUGUGCAAGGUGUCGGACUUCGGGCUGUCCCGGGCGCUGGACGGGGACAGGGACAGCGACCCCACCUACACCAGCUCGCUGGGCGGGAAGAUCCCGAUCCGCUGGACGGCGCCCGAGGCCAUCGCGUUCCGGACGUUCACCUCGGCCAGCGACGCCUGGAGCUACGGGAUCGUCAUGUGGGAGGUGCUGAGCUUCGGGGAGCGGCCCUACUGGGACAUGUCCAACCAGGACGUGAUCAACGCCAUCGAGCAGGAUUACCGCCUGCCGCCGCCGCCGCGCUGCCCGCCACCGCUGCACCGCCUGAUGCUGCAGUGCUGGCAGCGCGAGCGCGGCGCCCGCCCCACCUUCCCUCACCUGGUGCGCGCCCUCGACCGCCUCAUGCGCCGCCCCGAGAGCCUCCGCGCGCCCGGCCCGGACCCCCGCAGGUGGGGACAGGUGUGGGGGGGGUGGGCGCGCCUGGGGGAGGGGUGUGAGUGCACCUGGAGCGAUGGGGAGGGGUCUGAGUGCACCUGA